CUGGUUUCUUAGUAACAUAAAAGUACCCUCGCGACUCACCGUACAAGUUUCCUGGCAAGCGUCUGGUUUCUUAGUAACAUAAAAGUAUUAAACAGAGGAGAGAAACACGAAUCUACCGGACGAGGCAGCAACAAAGCCAGAAUAAUGAGUGUUGAAGAACAGGAAUCAAUGGAACAGUUAGUAAAAUAUCCUCAAAUCUUUGUGGAACGAACUCUUGCUAUUCUAAAGCCACAAGUCAUUCAUAAACAAGAAGAAAUUGAGGCUAUCAUUCUUAGAGCUGGGUUCCAUAUUAUUCAGAAAAGAAAAGUACAUCUAAGCCCAGAACAGUGUAGCGACUUUUAUUCAGAUCAGUAUGGAAAAAUGUUUUUUCCUAGUUUGACUGCCUACAUGAGCUCUGGGCCAAUAAUUGCAAUGACAUUGGCAAGGUAUAAAGCCAUCUCCUAUUGGAAAGAACUAAUGGGGCCUUCCAACAGCUUGAAAGCAAAAGAAACCCACCCUGACAGUUUAAGAGCAAUAUAUGGUACGGAUGACCUAAGGAAUGCUGUUCACGGCAGUUAUUGUUUUACUUCAGCAGAGAGAGAAAUACGCUUUAUGUUCCCUGAUGUCAUUAUUGAACCAGUUCCUAUAGGACAAGCUGCUAAAGAUUACCUGAGCCUCUUUGUUAACCCAACUUUACUUGCUGGACUUACUGAGCUUUGCAAGCAUAAACCUGCUGAUCCAUACACGUGGCUUGCUGACUGGCUCCUGAAGCACAAUCCAAACAAACCGGAUGUGAAAGAUCAGAUGAUUGUAGAAGAACCAUAGCAAAACAUUUUCAAUUUAAAACUUUAUUGUAAUUGAAUAUUGAACAUUGAUAUUUCUGUCAGUAGUUGGCAACAUGAAUUUGAAGACAUUUUUAAAGCAAUCUAAUUAUUUAAGAUGUAUUAAAAGACAAAUUUACUUUAGUAAAGAAACUGAAUGGUCCCAAAAGUAAAUUAGUUUUUUCUCAUUUA
Messenger RNA from Bombina bombina (fire-bellied toad), 992 nucleotides. RefSeq names its product NME/NM23 family member 5 (gene NME5). Lineage: Eukaryota; Metazoa; Chordata; Amphibia; Anura; Bombinatoridae. The record is from RefSeq and is a predicted model, not a curated record. The transcript is spliced from 6 exons. Gene Ontology annotation, molecular function: nucleoside diphosphate kinase activity. The coding region runs from base 145 to 804 and encodes 219 amino acids. Gene Ontology annotation, biological process: CTP biosynthetic process; GTP biosynthetic process; spermatid differentiation.